AUGCCUGGUCACCCAUGCACCGUUGGUGCUCUGAAGAGAGUGUUUGAAUCUGACCUUCCCCCAGAUCAGGUGGUCCCAAACCCCGUCUUCCAAGUGCUUCAGAUCAAGCCUAUUGCUGCUCAGCCAAAUGCCCCGGAGCGGUAUCGCAUUGUCUUCUCGGACACAGAGAACUUUAUACAGUCUAUGCUUGCUACCCAGGCGAAUCACCUAGUACUAUCUAAAGAGCUUGAAAAGGGCUGUUUUGUUCGUUUACUCGCUUAUCAAGCCAACCAGGUCAAAGAGAAGAAAAUUUUGAUAGUGCUUGGUCUGGAAGUGCUUAAGGAACAUGGAAAGAGAGAAAAAAUCGGAAACCCGGUCUCGUUAGAGCAAGAUCCCGCUACUCGUGGGCCAGCCACAUCCACAGGCAAUUCUGCAGCGCCACCCCAGCAAGCUUCUGCGACAGCGUUUUAUGGAAACAAACCGGCAGCAGCACCAGCUCCUCAAAGAGCCACCGCUCAAAAACCAAGUUCACGCCCGGGAGCCACUGGACAUGAUCGUAUUUACCCAAUCGAGUCUCUUUCGCCCUACCAAAAUAAAUGGACUAUCAAGGCUCGUGUUACGUCGAAAUCCGAGAUCAAAACAUGGCAAAAUCAGAAGGGGGAGGGUAGACUUUUUACUGUCAAUCUCCUUGAUGAGAGUGGAGAGAUUCGUGCUACUGGAUUUAACGACCAGGUUGAUUCGCUGUAUGAGCUGUUCCAAGAGGGCGAGGUGUAUUACAUCUCUAAAUGCCGAGUCGGUAUGGCAAAGCGCCAAUUUUCCAACAUUAACAACGAUUACGAGUUAUCUUUCGAACGUGACACGGAAGUUGAAAGGUGCACUGAUGUAGACGAUAGCGUUCCUCAGGUCCGGUUUAGCUUCAUUCAAUUCGCCGACCUUGAGAGUGUACAGAAAGAUGCCAUGAUCGAUGUUAUUGGGGUGAUUAAAGAAGUUGGUGAUCUUAGCACAGUCACCUCAAAAGUUUCACAAAAGCCUUACUCAAAGCGGGAAUUAACCCUUGUCGACAAGACCAAUUAUCUCGUCCGUUGCACAGUGUGGGGAAAAGUUGCAGAGAGUUGGGAAAUGUCUCAAGAUGAAAUUGUAGCCUUCAAAGGGGUCAAAGUCAGCGACUUUGGUGGGCGCUCUCUGAGCAUGCUGCACAGUUCAACUAUGUCAGCCAACCCCGAUAUUGACGAAGCCCACAUACUCAGAGGCUGGUAUGACGGACAAGGUCGUGGAGAAAUUUUCCAGAGCCAUCAGGGACUAUCAGGCAUGGGCGCAGCUGGAGGGGGGAAAGAAGAUGUGAAGAAUUUGACGCAGAUUAAAGAAGAUAACUUUGGCAUGGGGGAGAAACCGGAUUAUUUCACGACUAAAGCAACAAUUGUGUACAUCAAGCAGGACAACAUCUCUUAUCCUGCUUGUCUGAGUGAGACUUGUAACAAGAAGGUUGUGCCAGUGGAUGGUGGGUGGAGGUGUGAGAGGUGUGAUGUAACGCACCCUAAGCCUCAGUACAGAUACAUCAUGACUAUUUCAUGUAACGACGCCUUUGGGCAAGCAUGGCUUAGCUGCUUCGACGACGUCGGCAGGAUGAUCAUGGGAAAAACCGCAGAUGAGCUCCAUGAGCUUAGCGAUACGGAUGGCAUGAACGAAAACAGGGCACUCACAAACGUCUUCACAGAAGCUAACUGCAAAACCUAUUCCUUCAGGUGUCGGGCUAAGCUGGACACAUACGAUGGUCAACAGAGGGUCAGGUAUCAGGUUGUGAGUGCCAGCCCGCUGAAUUAUGCAGUAGAAGCGGCAAGAUUGGUGGAGCAGAUUAAGCUAUAUUCGAUGAAUUAG
Morchella importuna is the source of this 1854-nucleotide messenger RNA. RefSeq lists its product as uncharacterized. The transcript has 6 exons. Gene Ontology annotation, cellular component: nucleus. The record is from RefSeq and is a predicted model, not a curated record. Gene Ontology annotation, biological process: DNA replication; DNA repair; DNA recombination. The coding region runs from base 1 to 1854 and encodes 617 amino acids. Lineage: Eukaryota; Fungi; Ascomycota; Pezizomycetes; Pezizales; Morchellaceae. Gene Ontology annotation, molecular function: DNA binding.